CCCGCGGCCCGUGGGUGCGAGCGCUCGGCGCCGCCCUGCGGGAGGCCGGGCCUAGAAUGCGGCUCCCUCAGGGUCCCCCAGCUCGAAGCUGCUCGCUUCGAGACGAGAAGCCCUGGUGGUGCGGAGGCCGAGGAACCAUCGCCCACCGCCCCGCUGCCGAGAGCUCGGGGCCCCGGCGGCCCCCGGGAGCCCGGGCGUCGCGCCUGUGGCCACGCGGUCCGGGCCGGAGGGAGCUGGGGACCGCCGGAGAGCGGGGUUUUCGCUCAGAAGCGCGGUUCGCGCCUGUUAAGUGCCAGUGUCGGCUCCUUAGAGAUGCCGCAGCUGCUGACAGCAGCCCCCGGGGUCCCUGGCUCUCGCGGGUUUAGUGGCAGCGGGAAGGCGAACAGGUGGCAGAAAAGCCUGCGGAGCUCCCGUGAGAAAGGAAGCCCCGAGGACACUCCUUCAGUGGCUGGUGGAGGGAAUGACCCCAGGCAUUGCUGGGCCCGUACGCACCCCGGAGAGGUUCUCAAUAUACUGACCAAAAUGAUUGGCUGAAGCAAAUUGAUUUUUUCCUGUUAAAAGACAAUUUUCCGCAGAAGGAAAGGGAGUUAACUCAUGACUGUCACGCAGAUAUAAACGAGCACAUGAUGAAGAUUCUUAUGUAACUCAUUAAUCAGGCUAAUCAGCACAUGACCCACUGAGGCGAGACCUCUAGGCAGAGGAGCCCAGGAAAGUGUACCUGACUCCAGAGUGAUGGAUCCGUGCUCGGUUGGAGUGCAGCUUCGCACCACAAACGAGUGCCACAAAACCUACUACACUAGGCACACAGGCUUCAAGACUUUGCAGGAGUUGUCGUCCAAUGAUAUGCUUUUACUUCAGCUCCGCACCGGCAUGACGCUGUCUGGGAACAAUACCAUUUGCUUCCAUCAUGUAAAAAUUUACAUCGACCGGUUUGAGGAUUUGCAGAAGUCAUGUUGCGACCCAUUUAACAUACAUAAAAAGCUGGCCAAAAAGAACCUGCAUGUCAUUGACUUGGACGAUGCCACUUUUCUGAGUGCAAAAUUCGGAAGGCAGCUGGUGCCUGGUUGGAAGCUCUGUCCGAAGUGCACACAGAUCAUCAAUGGAAGUGUGGAUGUGGAUUCUGAGGACCGCCAGAGAAGAAAGCCUGAGUCUGAUGGAAGAACUGCUAAAGCUCUGCGGUCUCUCCAGUUUACAAACCCAGGAAAGCAGACCGAAUUUGCUCCGGAAACUGGAAAAAGGGAGAAGAGAAGGCUCACGAAAAACACACCCGGUGGUUCAGACAGACAAGUCAUACCAGCCAAGAGCAAGGUCUACGACAGCCAGGGCCUGCUCAUCUUCAGCGGGAUGGACCUGUGUGACUGCCUGGACGAGGACUGCUUGGGCUGUUUCUACGCCUGCCCUGCCUGCGGGUCCGCCAAAUGUGGAGCCGAGUGCCGCUGCGACCGAAAGUGGCUGUACGAGCAAAUCGAGAUCGAAGGGGGAGAGAUCAUUCACAACAAACACGCUGGGUAGUUCAGGAUUCCAUACUGGGCUCGUUAGGGGUCCACGUUUCCAAAAUUCUGUUACUCUUGAGACACAUUUUAAGCUCCAUAGUUAAAUAAUAAAGACUUGAAACUGCUCA
Messenger RNA from Heterocephalus glaber (naked mole-rat), 1621 nucleotides. It is a transcript of the gene Arl14ep, whose product is annotated as ARF like GTPase 14 effector protein. NCBI's taxonomy places the organism in Eukaryota, Metazoa, Chordata, Mammalia, Rodentia, Bathyergidae. Gene Ontology annotation, cellular component: intracellular membrane-bounded organelle. The record is from RefSeq and is a predicted model, not a curated record.